Molecule: messenger RNA, 2410 nt
Organism: Morus notabilis
Lineage: Eukaryota; Viridiplantae; Streptophyta; Magnoliopsida; Rosales; Moraceae
Product: neutral/alkaline invertase 3, chloroplastic
Exons: 7
Coding region: 169-2076 (635 amino acids)
Biological process (GO): sucrose catabolic process
Cellular component (GO): chloroplast
Molecular function (GO): sucrose alpha-glucosidase activity; endo-alpha-N-acetylgalactosaminidase activity
Source: RefSeq, a predicted model, not a curated record
CAGUUUCGUCUCAGAAUUAUUUCCCCUUUCCUUAUUAUGCCUUAGCUUCAUUUUCAGAUUUUCCUCCAUUUUCUCUUCUGGGCACCUGCAAAUUGCUCUGUCUUUCUCAUUUCGGUCUCUGGCGCUGCUUUGAUUCAUUGUAUAGUGAACCAUUCGUAUAUUUGGCUAAUGGGUUCUUCUGAAGCAGUUCUGCAAGUUUUUUCCAGAACUGUACCUCACCAUUUUUUUACUGACUCAUCUUUUGGAAAAUUAAAAUCCGAUUCAACACAUUCUUCUAAGAACUACAUCAAAUGCAUAGACAAAAAGGUCUCCAAAUGUAUGCAAUUGGGAAGUGGUCCAUUUGGAAAUAUGACGAUUUGUCGUCCAUCACUUCAGAGUUGCAAGUGCCAUCCGUCCGAAAGAGUUAGUGGGAUAACUGCGGAAGAUGUCAACGGGACAUGGUUUGUAGAUAAUGCGAAUAAGUUAAAUACAAUCAAUGGUGUGGUGAAUGGACCAAAUGUUCUGGAGUUUCAGGAUGUUCAACAAUCGAAACAGGAAAAAGAUGGUUUGACAUCUAAUGGUGCUAAUGGAACAGUAGUCAGAGAUGAGUUUCGUAAGAUUAGUGUCGAUUCCAUUGAGGAUGAAGCAUGGAAUUUGCUACGGGAUUCUGUCGUUUACUACUGUGGCAGUCCUAUUGGAACCAUUGCCGCAACUGAUCCGACCAGUUCCAAUGUUUUGAACUAUGACCAGGUCUUCAUCCGUGACUUCAUACCUGCCGGUAUAGCUUUCUUAUUGAAGGGAGAGUAUGAUAUUGUUCGGAACUUCAUCCUACAUACACUUCAAUUGCAGAGCUGGGAGAAGACAAUGGACUGCCAUAGUCCUGGUCAAGGAUUGAUGCCUGCUAGCUUUAAGGUUCGCACAGUUCCCUUGGAUGGUGAUGGGUCGGCAACAGAAGAGGUACUUGAUCCAGACUUCGGGGAGGCAGCAAUUGGUCGUGUUGCACCUGUUGAUUCUGGAUUGUGGUGGAUUAUCUUGUUACGCGCUUAUGGAAAGUGCUCUGGCGAUUUGUCUGUUCAAGAGAGAGUUGAUGUACAAACAGGCAUCAAGAUGAUACUAAAGCUCUGUCUUGCUGAUGGUUUUGAUAUGUUCCCUACAUUGCUAGUGACGGAUGGCUCUUGCAUGAUAGAUCGCCGUAUGGGUAUUCAUGGACACCCUCUAGAAAUCCAGGCACUCUUUUAUUCAGCAUUACUUUGUGCACGUGAGAUGCUUGCUCCCGAGGAUGGAUCAGCUGAUCUUAUCCGAGCACUUAACAAUCGUCUCUUGGCUUUGUCAUUCCACAUCAGAGAGUAUUAUUGGAUUGACAUGAAAAAAUUGAAUGAAAUCUACCGUUACAAAACUGAAGAAUACUCAUAUGAUGCUGUCAAUAAAUUCAACAUUUACCCGGAUCAAAUUUCUCCUUGGUUGGUAGAGUGGAUGCCCAGCAAAGGGGGUUACUUGAUUGGAAACUUGCAACCAGCUCAUAUGGAUUUCCGAUUCUUUUCUUUAGGAAAUUUGUGGUCCAUAGUAAGCAGCCUUGCUACCAUGAAUCAAUCACACGCCAUUUUGGAUCUUAUAGAGGCCAAAUGGGAUGAUUUGGUGGCUGACAUGCCUUUUAAGAUUUGUUAUCCUGCUCUAGAAGGCAUGGAAUGGCAGAUCAUAACAGGCAGCGAUCCCAAGAACACGCCUUGGUCUUACCACAAUGCGGGUUCUUGGCCGACUCUGCUGUGGCAGCUGACAGUUGCAUGCAUAAAGAUGAACAGACCAGAGAUUGCUGCUAAAGCUGUCGAUGUUGCUGAGAAACAUAUAUCACGAGACAAGUGGCCCGAAUAUUACGACACCAAGAGAGCAAGGUUCAUUGGAAAACAAGCACACCUAUAUCAAACUUGGUCAAUUGCAGGAUACCUUGUUGCGAAGCUCUUGCUUGCUGAUCCUAGUAAGGCCAGGAUGUUGAUAACCGAGGAGGAUUCCGAGCUAGUCAAUGCUUUCUCUUGCAUGGUCAGUGCCAACCCGAGAAGAAAGCGCGGCCGGAAGACUUCAACACAGACCUACAUAGUUUGAGUUCUCCGCAACCACUAAUUUUAAUGUGGUGUGAUAGGUACUUGAUUAUUCUCCUGAUAUUAUUAUUUUUAUCACUAUUAUUAUUUUAGUGAACUAUGAUUGGAGUAUAAGAGAAAGUUAGCUGAGUCUAAAAUAGAUUAUAUCUUCUUUUACAUUUGUUUGCAUGUAUAGGCCUAAAUGUUACACAGGCUUAUUCAUGUAUAUUAGAUUAUUAGUAUUGUAUUGUAAAGAUGACAAAAGUCCUGAAUGAGGUCCAUAGAUAGCACUGAAUUGACUCAGGUGAUAACAUUACACCUAAAUCUUAUAAAUAUAAAUAUAAUAAAAAAAUAUUGUU